This is a messenger RNA of Sarcophilus harrisii (Tasmanian devil), 3471 nucleotides long. RefSeq names its product FMR1 autosomal homolog 2 (gene FXR2). The record is from RefSeq and is a predicted model, not a curated record. The coding region runs from base 367 to 2373 and encodes 668 amino acids. Gene Ontology annotation, biological process: negative regulation of translation; anterograde axonal transport; regulation of dendritic spine development. Gene Ontology annotation, cellular component: axon; neuronal cell body; dendritic spine neck. NCBI's taxonomy places the organism in Eukaryota, Metazoa, Chordata, Mammalia, Dasyuromorphia, Dasyuridae. Gene Ontology annotation, molecular function: protein homodimerization activity; translation regulator activity; mRNA 3'-UTR binding. The transcript has 17 exons.
GCUGGGCGAAGGCGCAGGCGAAGGCUUCCCGGGAUUGAGGUAGUAGCUGAGGAGACGGCGGCGGCGGCGGCGGCCAUUUCCCUCACAGUGGCGGAGACCGAGGCGGCGGCGGACGGGGAGCGGCCCGGCCCCGGCCCCCUGCUCGUCGGUUGUGGCGGGGCCGGUGUGGGGCCUGCCCGGCUCCCGCCCCCUGCGGCGUCCCCGCCGGCUCCUCCUCCUCCCCCGGGGGGGCGGCGCAGGGGGCCCGGCCCGGCCCGAGCUCAGGCCGCUGCCGCUGUCGGAGGAGGAACAGGAGGAGGAGGAGGGUCAGGAGUAGCAGCGACAGCAGCCGCAGCAGCAGCAGCCGCAAGCGGCGGUGGCCCCUCCAUGGGCGGCCUAGCUGCCGGGAGGGACAUGGAGCCGGGGCUGCCCGUCGAGGUGCGUGGCUCCAACGGGGCCUUCUACAAGGGUUUUGUGAAGGAUGUCCAUGAAGACUCAGUUACAAUCUUCUUUGAGAACAACUGGCAGAGUGAGAGACAGAUCCCCUUUGGGGAUGUUCGACUACCACCACCCACUGACUACAGUAAGGAGAUCACUGAAGGGGAUGAGGUAGAGGUUUAUUCCCGAGCCAAUGAACAGGAGCCUUGUGGUUGGUGGCUGGCAAGGGUUCGAAUGAUGAAGGGAGAUUUCUAUGUCAUAGAAUAUGCAGCUUGUGAUGCCACCUACAAUGAGAUUGUGACCCUGGAACGGCUCCGACCUGUCAAUCCCAGUCCUCUGGCUACCAAAGGCAGUUUUUUCAAGGUUACCAUGGCGGUUCCUGAGGAUCUAAGAGAAGCCUGCUCCAAUGAGAAUGUCCAUAAAGAGUUCAAGAAGGCUUUAGGAGCCAACUGUAUCUUCCUAAACAUCACUAACAGUGAGCUCUUUAUUCUGUCAACAACAGAAGCUCCUAUAAAACGGGCAUCCUUGCUGGGUGACAUGCAUUUCCGAAGCCUCCGAACCAAACUGCUGCUCAUGUCCCGAAAUGAAGAGGCCACCAAGCAUUUAGAGACAAGCAAGCAGCUAGCAGCAGCAUUCCAGGAAGAAUUCACAGUACGGGAGGACCUAAUGGGACUAGCAAUUGGGACUCAUGGUGCCAAUAUCCAACAGGCCCGAAAAGUGCCUGGGGUGACGGCCAUUGAACUGGGCGAGGAAACUUGCACCUUUCGAAUCUAUGGGGAGACACCUGAGGCAUGCCGGCAGGCCCGAAGCUACCUUGAAUUCUCUGAAGACUCUGUCCAAGUGCCCCGGAAUCUGGUUGGCAAAGUAAUUGGGAAGAAUGGGAAAGUGAUCCAGGAGAUUGUAGAUAAAUCUGGUGUGGUGAGAGUUCGAGUGGAAGGUGAUAAUGACAAGAAGAAUCCCAGGGAGGAGGGAAUGGUUCCUUUCAUAUUUGUUGGCACCCGGGAAAAUAUCAGCAAUGCACAGGCUCUCCUGGAAUAUCAUCUCUCUUACUUGCAGGAGGUAGAACAACUUCGCUUAGAAAGGCUACAGAUUGAUGAGCAGCUUCGGCAGAUUGGGCUGGGCUUCCGUACCCCUGGAAGUGGCCGAGGGAGCAGUGGUGGUGACAAAACUGGCUAUGCUACGGAUGAAAGUUCUUCCUCUUCCCUCCAUGCUACUAGAACUUAUGGGGGUCGUGGCCGUGGCCGUAGGACAGGAAGUUCUGGCUAUGGCCCUGGUUCAGACCUGUCUACUGCUUCUGAAACGGAAUCUGAGAAACGAGAAGAGCCUGAUAGACCCGGACAUAGUGACCAAGAUGCCUCUAGCCGAGGUGAAGAAGGUCGUAGAAGACCAAUGGGGGGUCGAGGUCGAGGGUCCAAUCCUACACCUCGGCUUCCCACAAAGUACAGUACAUCUUCCAUUAGCUCAGUCCUGAAGGAUCCUGACAGUAACCCCUACAGCCUGCUGGACACAUCAGAACCAGAACCCCCAGUUGACUCUGAACCUGGAGAGCCACCUCCAGCUAGUGCUCGGCGCCGAAGAUCUCGCCGUCGCCGCACAGAUGAUGAUAGGACCAUAAUGGAUGGAGGACUGGAGUCUGAUGGGCCUAACCUGGCUGAAAAUGGUCUAGAAGAGGAAUCAAAACCCCAACGACGGAACCGAAGCCGUAGAAGGCGAAACCGUGGUAACCGGGCUGAUGGCUCUAUCAGCAGAGAUCGGCAGCCAGUGACAGUGGCAGAUUACAUUUCCCGGGCAGAAUCUCAAAGCCGGCAGAGGCAGCCCCCUGAACCCACUCAUGUUCCUUCCGAGGACUCCCUCUCAGGACCAAAGGGUGUCGGCAAGCUUUCUAAGGGCCCCUCCGAAAAUGGGGAGCUCUCUGCCUCCUUGGAGCUGGGCAGCUUGGUGAAUGGAGUCUCAUAAAAGUCCCUCCACUCUUCCCUGUAUCUCUCCCCUCCCAUCUUGCUUGCUACCCAACAAGCCCUUCCUGACCCGCAUUGGAGCUGCUCUUGUCUAAGGGGGGAGGGAACAGUGGCCACACUGUGGGUUUUUCCCACCCCCCAGGGGCUUGGGGGUGGGCGGGAUGGUGUGCUUGUUACAGGGUCACCCUCCCCUCUUUGUCCUCUGUCUACCCACCCUAUGGUGAGGGGAGCCUCCCCCCCAUCAGACUGGAUGUGCCUUUUAUCCUUUAAUGCCCCAAUCUCUCCUUGGCCCCCUAAUUCUCUCCCUGGCCUGUUUGUGGGGAGGGUCGUCUUGUACCCACCCAAAUGUGAUGGUUUGGGGGAUUCCCUUGGCACCCCUUCUCAUCCUGUCCCCCCUCUCUGGGCCUCAUCACUGUGGAGGAUGGGGGUGGUGUCAUUGGGUGGGAGGCAUGGGAAGGGGGGUUUGAAGCAGGGGUAGGGGCCUACUAAGGUCUCUGGGGGUGGGAAGUAGGGGGGCAGACUUUGUCUGGCUAAUGAGAAGGUGUAUUUAUUUUUCACUGUACAGUAUUUAAAAAGAGAAUAAAAAAAUCCAAAUGGCUCCCUUCUAUCCUCCCAGUCUUGUUUCUCACAUGCAGCCACAUUGUUCACCUUGUCCAUGUUCCACCCAACUUGGCCUUAUCACCAUAUCUCUAGAGCACCUUAACUCUGGAAAUGAUGCCUUUUCUUUUCACCCUUCCCCUAAGUCAGAACGGAGCUACCCAAGUGUCCCCACCCAACUUACUGCUAAGUGAGUUGGGCCAUUCCUAUACUUAUCUUGCUACCAGCCUACUGUGACUCAGAGAUGUCCCUCCCUAGCAGUUGAGAUUUGGGGCUAAGGCUUAAUCAGCUUAGUUUAUUUUGGAGUCCCCUAGGGCCAGAGUUGGGUCCUGAAGAUUGCACACAAAGUGAGGUGUUUUCCUGAUGGUACACCUGAUUACAUUUUUUCUCCGAAGCUCUAGACUCUAAUGGUUCUGCUGCUUCAGUGGCCAAAUUUCCUCUCCCCCUGCACUUUGAGAAUGCAGUUUGAGAAAGGAUCAGAAAUGUAGGAUUAAGGAUAAUC